This is a messenger RNA of Ixodes scapularis (black-legged tick), 2002 nucleotides long. RefSeq lists its product as uncharacterized. The transcript is spliced from 8 exons. Lineage: Eukaryota; Metazoa; Arthropoda; Arachnida; Ixodida; Ixodidae. The record is from RefSeq and is a predicted model, not a curated record. Bases 161 to 1900 code for a protein of 579 amino acids.
GCGCGCAGGCGUGCGUGCGUCUGUGUGUGCCGUGUGUGCACUGCCGCGAUGCGUUUGAAGACGGACUGGAGGUUUUUGGACAUUUCUGGUUUAUUUGUGGUAAGGUCGUGCAUUGGUGAAACAUAGUCGCUUCUAAAAUAGACAAGAACGAAAAGAUAAAAUGGUUUUCACGCCUUCUUUUGAGUACGGCAGAGACAUCUCUCUUCUAAGCGGAGCACUGCGUUCCGCCGAGCGCACUCUUCAAAAACUGGAUCCUGCAUCGACACUGCGUUGCGUAGACCGUGAGCGAUCGAGGCCACUGGCGCUUGCGAUCUCCAGUGGAAUACAGGGUGCAUACAAAACAAGCUCGGAUCACUACGUCGUUCACUCGAGAAUCCACUGCGUGUUGUUCGCCAACACGAUGUGGUCGUCUGGCAUCGUGGACAGGAGCGAACUGGACUACUUUGAGUCGGUGCUCGAUAACUUCCCUCAGGUUGGAUGGAACCUUUUCUUGGCUCUGGUGGAGGUCUGCAACUGGAGACAAUGUUACGUUUCGUGUGUGCAGGCACUCCCAUUGAAGACGAGGCUGCAGGUGUUGAAGGCCACCAUGGAGUUUGCUGAAGACUCUUCAUACAUUUGGAGCUGCGCGUUUUCUGCACUCUGGUGGUCGGCCUGCAUCGAACCCCAUUUGCGUUCAACACAGAAUUCGGACGACAGCACGCUGACCGCCCUGUCUCGCCUGCGACCAGCCAGCCCCGUGGACAAAUUGAAGCUCGAUCCAGUUUCACUUCUGCAGGCAUCUGCCAAGCACUUUCUAGAGAUGGCUGCCCCCGACGAAGACUUCGGCAGCUCCGGCGCAGUUGCCAAGCAGGUCGCUUGCAUCUUGAGAGUCCUAAACGACUUUCUGAGCCACAUCUUACACUGCGACAGUGCCCGUUCCUCCCCUUCCGACGACUGGCUCGCAAACAUGGGCGACGCAGCAGACGAAAUUGCCGAAGAUUUCUACGCAACAAGGCGUCCAGAAUGUGCGACGUGUUUCCCCGUGGACGUCGUGCACGACCAGCUUCGAGCUUCUGGAGACGUGAUCCAGGCAGUGGCCUGCAUCCUAGACUCUAGCCGCGUGUCUGAACUCUUCUCCAGGGAGAGGGACGAGCAUCCGUACUGCAGCAUGGACGGUGUUUGUGCCAACCUCCUGAUGGCGGCGGCGGCCGGCAAGAGCAGGCCGAACGUGUUCGAGGCUUUGGGGGAGCCUGCCCUGCUUCACUCUGCCGGAAAGCUGCGGCGUGCUUUGGUGGCUGUCUCGAGUCUGACGGACAGCGCCCCGUUGAGGAGGCUGCAGCAGCUGGUGUCCGGGUGGGGACACAACGCACUUCAGGACCUGCCUCGAGAGGUUUGCCAAAAUCUGGUGGGCGGCGUCGUUCAAAGCCUGGAACAAGGGUCGUCUCAAUGUGCGGAGCUAAUUUUAUGGAGUUUGAGCCUUGUGGAUCUCUUCAGGGAACAAAGGAUUAUCGACACUCUGAAAAAACAUCUGGCUCUUCUGAGCCAUCCCCGCCUGUUUCUGUGCCUAAUCCAGACUGCAAAAAAGGCUGGCGAUGUCGACGCUUUCAAGGAGCUCGUAUUGGAUGUGUGCGACGCUGCACCGUUAAAACUGCAACGAGCUAUGCUGUCCUACGUCAUGUCCGAAGCAGGAGGAGACUUGUCGCUGCGACUGAGCAGCUUCCCGGGCCAACUCACGCAGAAGCUCAACCUGAUCUGCGACACCCAAGGGGGCUCGGAGGUAGGAGCAUCCCUGCUUUCUUUACUUGUCUUUUUGCCAGUUGCUUCCACAGAAAGAUGGCAAUUUGGAGCUCCACUCCGUGUGACUAGCAUUCUCCUGUGCCACACCUUUUCAAGAGGAAGGCAGUUGACGAGAAGUAACUAAGAAAUCAGCAUGUUUAGUUUUGCUUACAAAAAUUUCAGCCAAUUCGUGUCAAUGGAUCAUGAGAUUGUGUGUUGGCCUGUAAGUACUAGAGUUUAUAUAUUG